Funneliformis geosporum is the source of this 548-nucleotide messenger RNA. The record is from the annotation of a GenBank genome assembly. Lineage: Eukaryota; Fungi; Glomeromycota; Glomeromycetes; Glomerales; Glomeraceae.
AUGAAAGUGAUAGUAAUGAAUCUAAACUUAGAACUGUUAAUUAUGAUUCCAAACUUGGUGGCUUAGAAAUUGGUAAUAUAGAUAAUUUAAAUCAAAAAUCUGUUCAGUUGAAUUCAUUUAUUGAAGAUUUAAUUAUUUGUAUAAUUAAGAAACAUAAUGAAGAAAAUCCCAAAGGACAAAAUGAUAUAGGUUAUUGUUACGUAAAUAGUAUUGGAGUAGAAAAUGAUGAUAAAAAAGCUUUUAAAUGGUAUUUUAAAUCUGCUAAAAAUGAAUAUACUGAAGGUCAAUAUAAUUUGGUUAUUGUUAUCGAUUUGAACCCUCAAAUUGGUAGUAACGUAAGUAAAAGUUAUUCACCAAUACCAACAAUCAUUACUAAAGGAAACUUAAAACCAAAGUUAGAGAAUUCAGUAUUUACCAGUUUAAUAGAAACUGUAUGCGGCAUAAUAGAACUAUUUGCUAGAUUUUUACCACUUAUAACAAAAGUAACUCUAAUGUUUAAAGAAAUAAUAAAAUUUAUCAAACGGCUGAACAUAAUAAAAAAAUAUGUG